CCCUUCCCACUGUGACAAAUUAGUCAAAUAGUCGGAGCGGGACUGACAUUCACCAGUUAAGGCAUUGUUCGGGAUCUUUUGCUCUCCACUUUACUCUCUCGUUUGCAUCGUGGCGCCGGGGUGGGAGUUGACCGCUAAGCGUUAGGAGCCUCAGAAGCACUUGACUUGGCUUUGAUUACUACAUACACGAGACCGUAUAUCCGAGAGAGAAGAGAGAGAGAGAGUGCAAGGGGGCAGGACUUCUUUUCUCUUCUGCUUUUAAGUGGAAACUGUUUUUCGUUCUCAAAGUUCAGCUCAGUUCUCGCAAGCGGCGUUUCCUCUCCAAGCUGCAAGAGUUUAUUUUGUGCGCCAAUGUCUUUGUUCUUUCGCCUUUUUAUACUUUUUAGGGGGAGCCUGAGUAUCAAAAGGCAAUGCUCCUCCUAAUUAGACCCACUACUCGUAUUAAUUUAACUUCCAUCGCAUUGCACUUUUUGUUCAUGCUAUUUUGAGUUGGGAUAUAAAAUAUAGUUUACUUUGACUGUUUUGGAUGAAGAUGACCUACGUGUAUCGUUCGUUAUCUGAAAGCAAGAUGCUGGUUAAGUUUAUCUUACUGUGCGUGCUGGAGUUUUAUGCCGGUGAUGCAGUUUCCGACGCCGGUCUUGUCACUUUCAAGGAAUCUGUUCCACCUGUGAGCGAUUCGCUUCUCGCACCUGCCCUCCGUAAAAACGGAAUAGUGCAAAACAUCGAUCGGAUCUACCACGGGGGUGGAAAAGUUGGCUAUCUGCUCUAUGUGGACGGCAGGAAAUUUCAAUUGGAUAUGGAAAGGGAUGAAGCGCUGUUAUCCCGACACUUCAGUUCCAAGUAUGUGGAUGCGAUACAUACGACUGGCGACCGUAUAAGACCACUACACAAGGAGUGCGUUUACCGUGGCACGGUGGAUUCCAAUCCAGAAUCUCUUGCGCUUUUCAGUCUGUGCCGUGGCCAGCUGGAAGGAUUUUUUGCGGUGAAGCACGCCCGCUACACUAUCAGACCGCUCACCAGGGUGAAAGGACACGAGAACGAUGCGCAUUCCACGGAGGACGCAGCCUCAGACCCGGUACUUCACUAUUAUACGCGAGAGGGUUUCAGUUUUGAGGCAAUGCCAGUGCGUGAGAGCUGUGGCACGCGAGAAGGGCGAGGGCGCAGGCAUGCCAACGGGAAGCGCCGUCGCGGGGAACUGGGAAGGAGAACUCGCAGUCGCAGUUUUGCGCUGGAUGGAAACGGGCGCAGAGCGCAUGACGCAAAGUGGUGGCUGUCAAGGUCCGAUUCUCAUAUAUCAGGUAAGAGGCGCAAGAGGUCGGUUUCUCGCGCCAGGAACGUGGAACUGCUUCUAGUUGCUGACGAGACCAUGUCCAAGAAGUAUGGCAAGGAUCUGAAUCACUACCUGUUGACGCUGGCUUCUAUCGCCUCCAAACUCUACGGCCACGCCAGCAUUGAGAACCCCAUCCGUCUGUCAGUGGUGAAAGUGGUGGUGGUGACAGAUAAGGAGAAGGGACUGGAGAUUUCCAAAAAUGCAGCAUCCACACUCAAGAGUUUCUGCAAAUGGCAGAAUCAGCAGAAUCCACUGGAUGAUGACCACCAAGAGCACCAUGAUGCUGCCAUCCUCUUCACCAGGCAGGACCUGUGUGGGCACCACUCCUGUGACACGCUGGGCAUGGCGGACGUGGGCACCAUCUGCUCUCCGGAGAGGAGCUGCGCCGUGAUCGAGGACGACGGGCUGCACGCCGCAUUCACCGUGGCGCACGAGAUCGGGCACCUCCUGGGUCUGUCUCAUGACGACUCAAAGUUCUGCGAGGAGCGCUUUGGCUCCAGCGAGGACAAGCGCCUCAUGUCCUCCAUCCUGACCUCCAUCGACGCCUCCAAGCCCUGGAGCCGCUGCACCUCCUCCACCAUCACCGACUUCUUCGACGACGGCAACGCGGAAUGCCUGCUGGACUCCCCCCGCCAGUCCAUCCUGGGCCCCGAGGAGCUGCCGGGCCAGAGCUACGACGCCAUCCGCCAGUGCCGGCUGGCGUUCGGGGCGGAGUACACAGUGUGCCCGGGCAUGGACGUGUGCGCCCGUCUGUGGUGCGCGGUGAUCCGGCAGGGCCAGAUGGUCUGCCUCACCAAGAAGCUGCCGGCCGUGGAGGGCACGCCCUGCGGCAAGGGCCGCAUCUGCCUGCACGGCAAGUGCGUGGACAAGACCCGCAAGAAGCAGUACACGACCUCGAACCAUGGCAGUUGGAGUUCGUGGGGGUCCUGGGGCUCGUGCUCUCGUUCAUGCGGUGGGGGGGUGCAAUUUGCUCACCGUCUGUGCAACAACCCUCCCCCCCGGAAUAACGGGAGGUACUGCACAGGCAAGAGAGCCAUCUACAGGUCCUGCAACGUCAGCCCCUGCCCAGAGCCCAGUAAGAGCUUCCGUCUCCAGCAGUGCGAGGCGCGGAACGGGCCCCAAACUGACCCCAAGGGGGUGAAGACGUUCGUGGAAUGGGUCCCCAAAUUCGCCGGGGUCCUGCCCGGGGAUGUGUGCAAACUGACAUGUCGAGCCAAGGGAACAGGAUACUAUGUAGUGUUCUCCCAGAGGGUGACAGACGGGACAGAGUGCAGGCCGUACAGCAGUUCGGUGUGUGUGAAGGGGAAGUGUGUGCGCACCGGAUGCGAUGGGAUCAUCGGCUCCAAACUGCAGUUCGACAAGUGUGGCAUCUGUGGAGGGGAUAGCACUUCCUGUGUGAAGGUGAUGGGAAAUUUCACCAAGAAGAGUAAGGGCUACACGGACGUGGUGAAGAUUCCGGAAGGUUCCACGCACAUCAAGAUCCGUCAGCACAAGCCCAAGGACCAGCUGCGCUUCACGGCCUACCUGGCGCUGCGGCGGGCCGCCGGGGACUACCUGCUCAACGGGAAGUUCAUGAUCUCCACGUCGGAGACGGUCAUCCCGCUCAGCGGCAUGGUGCUCAACUACAGCGGCUGGAGCCAGAGGGACGACUUCCUGCACAGCAUGGGGCCCGGGGCCCUGCGCGAGCAGCUGACCGUGCAGAUCCUGGCCACCGACGCCAAGCGCCCGCUCGACGUGCGCUACAGCUUCUUCGCGCCGCGCCAGGCGGCCCCGCCCUCGCCGCCGCCGCCGCCCCCGGCGACGGGCGCUCAGUGGGCCACGGGCUCGUGGCUGGCCUGCUCGCGGACCUGCGACGCGGGCUGGCAGACGCGCACCGUGCAGUGCAAGGACCAGCGGGGGGCGCUGGCCAAGGGCUGCCUGCUGGCGGACCGACCGUCCGCCUUCAAACACUGCGUCGUCAGGAAGUGCUGACACGGGCCGGGUUCCGCGCGAACUCCCGCCAACACGCGCCGCGGCCCGGGGCGGACGCUCGCACGCAGACGCGCAGAGCACCUCCCCUCUGUCAUCCUUUCGUUUUCCGUCUUCCCUCCGUUUUUGGCCGUCAUUACCGCUUGUUAACAUGAUUACCGUUUAUAGUAUUGUCCUUUUUGGUAUUAUUUGAGUUUUUGCCAUUUAAGGCUUGCGUGUCUGAACUCCUGAACAAGGGCUUUGGAAAUGGGGACCCCCCCCACCCCCAGCUCAGUAUGCACUUUUGAGCGGUUCCUGCCCUAGCCCAGCUUGGCGCAGUCCAGUCUGAGCCCCCCAGGGGGCGCUAUGCAGGAUCACUGGGGCCUGAGCUGGGGUUGCUCCUGUUGGGCCCACAACGAUACUUCUGCAGAGUGGAACUGAUGGACUGUCAGCAGUGGAUACAGAGAAAGGACUGCACUGGGUGCUCAAGGGAGAGAGGGGGCUACAGAAGAAGGGAGAGAUAGAGGAAGACAGUACUGCAGACUGAGUACUGAGAGACAGAGGGAGAGAGGGCCACAGUCAGAGAAAGUGUAUGGACUGUGUGUUUGCAGCAUCCAUGUAAAGUGGGCUAUACAUGGGGGGGGGCUUGCUCAUUAUUCUCAUCAUGGAAAUGUAGCACACAGGAGCACUGCAAUUCUCUCAUUUAGGUUUUUUUUCUUUGGUCAUCUUUGUGUUGUUUGUCUGUAUGUCUGUCUGUGUGUAUGUCUGUCUGAAGUGUUGUAAUAUGACAAUGUGUGCCCUGAAUACUCGCAAAUACAGCAAGAGGGAAUGUGGGACUGGAGCAACUUGACACAGUCAAGUAUUUUCUGAACUUUCAAAUCUCACUAUCUCAUACUCUCACUCAAAAUCCUAACUCACACACACUAUCUCCAACUCACUUUCGCUUACCGAUUCACUCCUUCACGCUGUCACUAACUCACUUUCACUUACUGAGUACCUCACUCUGUCAUCCAAUCACUUCCACUGACCAAUUCAUUCCUAUACACUGACCAAACGAUUCACUCUCCCGCUGCCACUCAUUUGCAACUGAUUCUUUUGCAAAGAUUCAAUCUUUGCUAUCGCUCUCAGUUAUGCCCACCAUCCAGAAUUAUAUCAUGUAGUGUCACCCAACGGGGGAGUGAUUCUGUGUACUCAUUUCCUCCACCUACUCGUGCGGAAGUCGACUCAGCGGUGGGUACACUAGGCAAUCCAAAAAUUGACAGAGGACAGCGCAGCAAUGGGACUGGCCUGCAGUAAUGAUUCGGCAUUCUAAGUUGAGAGGGGUGUAAUUGUUAAAAGUUAAAGUUGCACCCCCCCCCCCCCCCAUUGAUCACUCUAGCUCACACACUCAUUCGCUCACCAGUCUCACAAAUGACCCAUCCCGCUCACUAAUGUUUUCCGUCAUCUUUAUUCUCAUCUAUACAACAGCUGCUCACACUGUGGUGCAAAAACUCACAAUAUGCACUGUAGUACAAACACUCCUGCACACGUUCCUCAGAGUGACAAACUCACACACACACACAGACAUCCAUCUUAACACACACACAUGCACGCACACACACACAUAUCCACCUUAACACACACAUGCACGCACACACACACACACACACACACACACACACACACACACACACAUACACAUCUUAACACAUGCACACACAUACUUGCAUACAGAGACACACUCAAACAUUUGCACACACAAUGGACCUCAUUCACAAAACUUUUAUUAAAUUAUUCCUACUUUUGUUCUUAAAAAUGUUCCUACAAAAAAAAAAAGAGAUUCAUGACACGUGCGCCAGCCAUGUUUGUGUCCAUAUCUCAGGUGUAUGAGAUGAUGAAUGCUGGCUGUUUGUAAAUUUUAUGCGCAAUCCUGUUCAAGUGAUUUGCAUAAGGAAACACCCUUGAACAAAUAUAGAUAAGAAAAAAAUGAUGAAUGCCGAAAUGUUCUUGGAAACGUUCUUACCUGCAGUUUACGAUCAAAUGUGGUCGUACACGUUUUGUGAAUGAGGCCCAAUGUGUCCAAUUCUGUUUACCCAACCCACCAUGAGGAAACCUCCCUGUCAUGAACAACAGAAACACAGCACUGAAAUCAUAAUAAUUUAUUGUCUGUACAACUUGUAUGUGAAAAGUUAUUUAUUAUGAUUAUUUUGUAUGAUAAUUAUUAUUUAACGGGAAAUACCAAUUGUGCAGAACAUUUCAUUUUUUAAAGAAAAUAAUGUUUUUACAGUGUCUCGUGAAUAUAUGUAUAUAAAUAUAUAUUUAAAUAUGUGUAUAUUUUAUGAAUGUGUCUUGGAUAUGUUUGCACUUCAGUACUGCCCAGAGGCUAUUUUGCAGACAGUAAGGUUUUUAUAUCAGAAUUAAUCUGUACCAAAAACCUCCUCACUCUCUAAUUCUCAGGCCACUUCAUCCAGUCCAUAUUCUUCUAGUCUCUCCCUUUCUCACUUUCUCUCUCUCACACUCUCUCGCUUUCUCUGUCUCUCUCUCACUCACUCACUCUCUCUCACUUUUUCUCUCUCUCUCUCUCUGUCUGUCUGUCUCUCUCUCUCUCUCUCUCUCUCUCUCUCUUUCUCCAGGGUCACAUGAUUUCCUUAUUCUCACAGCAGCACACAGCACACGGAUACUGUGUGGUCAAAGCUCCUCAAAAUAAUAUGGAAAUCUCACCUGUGCCUUUCUCAUUAUGCAGGUAUCUUUACAGCACCAGUUGAUUGUGGCAGGUAAAAAUCAAUUUAAUAAAAUAAGAUGUGCCAUCUA
Messenger RNA from Anguilla rostrata (American eel), 6067 nucleotides. It is a transcript of the gene adamts5, whose product is annotated as A disintegrin and metalloproteinase with thrombospondin motifs 5. Gene Ontology annotation, molecular function: metalloendopeptidase activity; zinc ion binding. Lineage: Eukaryota; Metazoa; Chordata; Actinopteri; Anguilliformes; Anguillidae. The coding region runs from base 527 to 3301 and encodes 924 amino acids. The record is from RefSeq and is a predicted model, not a curated record. Gene Ontology annotation, biological process: proteolysis; extracellular matrix organization. The transcript is spliced from 8 exons.